Penicillium maclennaniae is the source of this 1110-nucleotide messenger RNA. Its product is annotated as spherulation-specific family 4 protein. The transcript is spliced from 5 exons. NCBI's taxonomy places the organism in Eukaryota, Fungi, Ascomycota, Eurotiomycetes, Eurotiales, Aspergillaceae. The coding region runs from base 1 to 1110 and encodes 369 amino acids. The record is from RefSeq and is a predicted model, not a curated record.
AUGUCAACGGCCAAAAAACACGUGAGCAGGCGCGGCUGUUUGAGGUCCCGCCGAUCUCGAAUUAUUCUUGCCGUGAUUGCCUUCAUCGUGAUUCUUGCUGCAAUUAUUCCCGCCGUCGUUGUCACCACUCUACACAAGAACAGUAUGGGUCCGAAAUCAAAAGUCUUUGUGCCACUCUAUGUGUACCCAGCCCCGGGGGCUUGGUCUCCGCUUGAAGAAGUGAUAUCUGCUCAUCCCCAUAUCAAUUUUACCGUCGUAAUUAAUCCGGGAAGUGGCCCAGGGCCCAAUGCCUUGCCUGAUGCAAAUUACACUCGCGAAAUUCCCAAGCUUGCCGCCCACGACAAUGUGCGUCUUCUGGGGUACGUCCAUACGACGUACGCCACGCGCAAUAUCUCCUUGGUGCGCAAGGAUAUCAAGACCUAUGCGGCGUGGCCGACUGCAUCUUCUAACACGGAUUUGGCGGUUCGGGGUAUAUUCUUCGAUGAAACACCCCAAGAAUACAGUGUCAAUUCCCAGGCAUAUUUGCAAAACCUGACCGAUCUGACCAAGGGUUUGGAUGGAUUCGGUGCUGCCCCAUUCGUCGUUCACAACCCCGGCGCAGUGCCAGACUCACGCUAUCUGUCUACUGCCGACUCGACAGUCGUCUUCGAAGAGGCUUACAGCACCUUCCAGGAGCGGCAUGGCGCGAAACUGCUCACGGCUAUACCGGACAGCAACCGGUCCCACUGGAAAAAUCACAAGUCUAAACCUAAAGCCCCUCUGCGACCCCCACCCAAACCCCCCCCCCCCAAUGAUCAGAAGCCCCGGAAUUGGGAAACUAUGGUGCCCGCGCGUGCAACACGUAUCUUUGGCAUCAUUGGUAGAGUUCCAGUUUCCCCCCCGAGGAAGCCAAUGUGGUGUGUCACAUUUUGCUUCAAGUCCAUCACUUUAAAAUUGGGCGCUCGGGGAGUACCGUUGGUCCCUGAAAAGGGCUGGCGGAAGUUAACUGCGGAAGCCGACCCCCGGAUGAUUCUAUGUAAGGCACUCAACCCUGAUCUCGACCCCACUUCAUCGGGCUAUUUCUGGGACGCCUUUUGUGCUCUCUCUCUUAUUCUCACUGCGAUGGCGUAA